Molecule: messenger RNA, 1418 nt
Organism: Oncorhynchus nerka (sockeye salmon)
Lineage: Eukaryota; Metazoa; Chordata; Actinopteri; Salmoniformes; Salmonidae
Product: neuropeptide Y receptor type 2-like
Exons: 1
Coding region: 1-1092 (363 amino acids)
Biological process (GO): G protein-coupled receptor signaling pathway
Cellular component (GO): plasma membrane; neuron projection
Molecular function (GO): neuropeptide Y receptor activity; neuropeptide binding
Source: RefSeq, a predicted model, not a curated record
AUGGACACCACCUCCACCCACUGGCAGCUAGGCAUCCUGGGUAACGACAGUCUCAGCCUCCAACUCGACCGGCCGGGGUUCCACUCUGACAUCACCAAGCAUGUAGGAGUCCAGGCUGCUUUGAUCACAGCGUAUAGUCUGAUCAUCCUACUGGGUCUAGUAGGCAACGCCCUUGUCAUCUACAUGAUCAUCCGCUUCCGGAACAUGAGGACAGUCACUAACUUCUUCAUAGCUAACCUGGCCCUGGCCGACCUGUUGGUGGAUACGUUGUGUUUACCGUUCACACUGGUUUAUACCUUGCUCGACGAGUGGAAGUUCGGCGCGGUGCUGUGUCACAUGGUCCCGUUCGCCCAGGCGCUGAGCGUGCACGUAUCGAUCCUGACGCUGACCGUCAUCGCUCUGGAGCGCUACAGGUGUAUCGUGUUCCACCUGGGCCAGCGCCUCACCUGGCGAAGCAGUUUGCUCAUCAUGGCUCUCACCUGGACGCUGUCCUCCAUGCUGGCCAGCCCGCUCGCCAUCUUCAGAGAGUACCGUCAGGAGGAGAUCCCGUCCAUCAACCUGAGGAUCUCAGUCUGCUAUGAGAAGUGGCCUUACGGCAGCAGCAGAGACGGAGUCAUUUACAGCCUGUCUAUGUUACUGCUGCAGUAUGUGCUGCCACUCUCCAUCAUCAGUUAUGCCUACAUCUGCAUCUGGGUGAAGCUGAAGAACCACGUGAGUCCAGCGAGCCGCAUCGACGCCAUCCAGCGCAGGAAGAAGACCACCAAGAUGCUGGUUAUGGUGGUUGUAGUCUUCGCCACAUGCUGGCUACCCUUCCACGUGUUUCAACUAGCCAGUGACCUAGACCUGGUGCUCAGCUUAAGACAAUACAAGCUCAUCUAUACUCUCUUCCACAUCGUAGCCAUGUGCUCCACCUUCGCCAACCCGCUCCUGUACGGCUGGAUGAAUAAGAACUACAGGAAUGGGUUCCUCAUGGUGUUCAGGUGUGAGGCUAAACCAGACACUAUUCACCCUGAGGGAUCCUUCAGGACCCGGUCACUAAGGAGGAUGUCUCUGAACAGGAGGAAUGGAGGACACCCUCCUACUGCCGUCUGAUUGGUUGAUUGAUUUGCCGUCUGAUUGGUUGAUUGAUCUGUCGUCUGAUUGAGGCUGCUGUAUGGAGUGAUAUUAGCACCAUUAGAAAGAGAAUCUGAGGCUGCUGUAUGGAGUGAUAUUAGCACCAUUAGAAAGAGAAUCUGAGGGCUGCUGUAAAAUAAAUAAAAAAGCCUUGUGUGAGUCAGAACGGCCCGUAGGGCAGGAGUCCAUCUCCAGUUCCUGUAGAGUGAACCAGAACGGCCCGUAGGCCAGGAGUCCAUCUCCUGUUUCUGUAGAGUGAGUCAGAACGGCCCAUAGGGCAGGAGUCCAUCUCCUGUUUCUGUAGA